Dictyostelium discoideum AX4 is the source of this 3753-nucleotide messenger RNA. RefSeq lists its product as hypothetical. Lineage: Eukaryota; Evosea; Eumycetozoa; Dictyosteliales; Dictyosteliaceae. The coding region runs from base 1 to 3753 and encodes 1250 amino acids. The transcript has a single exon. The record is from RefSeq and is a predicted model, not a curated record.
AUGGAUGAAGAUAAUAAUGAUAGAAUAGAAUUUUUAUUUUGGAAAGUUUUUAGAAAUAAAUAUAUAUUUAAUGAAAUUUUUUAUAUUAUUAAAAAUACAGAAUGGGUCCAAUAUAUUGAUCCAUCUGAAAUUAAUAUUGACAAUAAGUGUAGUAUUAAAGAAACCUACUCAUUUGAAUUGAUGAUAAAAAAUAAAUUAUUUGAAGUCUUAAUUGAAAAAAUCAAAUUAAAUGAAUAUAUUGAAAUUACAAAAGAAUCAGUUAAAUCAUUUUUUUUAUUAUUUUUAAAGAGAUAUGAUGAUGAUAAAAUUAUUGAAAGAUCAAAUUUAAAAGAAACUGAAAAGAAAAAUCAAUUUGAAGUUCAAAAAAAAGUUGAAAAUCAAAAAUUGAUAGAAAUAUUUCAAUUGCUUUUAAAAAAUAAAAGAAAUCAAUUUGAAUGUUGUGAUUUAACAGAAUUAGCAAUUGAAUAUGAAAAUGUUGAAGCACUUAGAAUUUUAACGAAUCAACCAUACAAUUUAUUUGUUAAAGAGUCGUCUUUUGAAUUGGCAUUUAAAAAAACAAAAAACUUGACAAUUGUUAAAGAAUUAUUAAAUUCAACACGUGCUUUAAUUAAUGAUAAUUAUGGUUUUGAUUUCAUAACAAAUGAAUUUAAAAUUACAUCAUUAUCACUUGCAAAUGAAUUGGAAUUUAUGGAAUUCAUAUUAGACAAUCCAAUUCUUUAUUCAGCGCCAACAACAGAGCCACCACCUACACCACCACCCAGACCAUCACUUUUCGAAGCAUUAACUCAAGUGAAACCUAUAAAACAAAAAGGUUACCAAUUCAUUGAAUUAAAUCAUUGUACAAGGUUUUUAAAUUCUUUUAAAGUAAUUAAAAAGUUAAUUGAUUUAAAUGUUAUAUGUAAUACAGAAAAUGAAAAACAUGCUAUAAUUUCUAAAAUAAAGGCAGAUUGCUCAAUGGAAACUCUUUUAUCACUUUCAAGUUUAUAUAUAAGAUUUUAUAGUUGUGAAAAAGAAAGUGAAAUUAACACCAAGUAUUUACAAGAACAAUUAGAAUUGAUUUAUGCAAGAAAUGAAAAAAAGGCAUUAUUAGAAUUUUUUAUUAAAGAUUUAAAAAUUAAUUUUAGUAAAAUAUUUUUUAAUCAAUUUCAAAGUAUGUAUAAUUGUGAAGUUAUUAGAGAUACUACUACAAAUGAAAUUAUCGAUUUUAAAUAUUAUGUUGAUGAUAUAUAUAUGGAUGAACAAAGAAAUGAGCUAUACUUUAAUUCAAUUUUAAAAUGUGAUAUUGAAACUUUAAAAAAAAUAGAUUCAUUGGACUUAAUAGCUUCAGUAGAUAAAACCAUUUGUCUAUUGUUAAAGAAUGGUUUACCAAAUAUGACAAAUGAAGAUGGAAUGAAAGUUUUAAACUAUUUAAAUGAUAAUGGUUUUAAAAGUUUUGAAGUUAGUGGUGAAUUGUGUCUAUUUUUAAGACAUUUUUUAAUAAACAUUAUCAUCCCACCAAAUUUCAAAUUAAAUCUUCAAUUAUUCUCACAAACUGAUAUCAACCAUAGAUUUUUAAUUUAUGUUUUUUCAUUAAGUUUUAAAUCACUAAGACUUUUUAUAAAUAGUAUGGAUUCAAUCUCAACAAUUACAAAAUUAAAUAUACGACACAACAAUACCGAGAAAUCCGAUGAAAUCUUUGAUAUAUACCAACAAAUCCAAUAUUAUUGUCAUGAUAAUGGUUUUAUUGAUAUAGAUAAUUUCAUUGAAAUUAUUGAAUUGUUUUUAAAGAAAUUUCAUAAGAAUAAUAAUAAUAAUAAUAAUAAUAAUAAUAAUAAUAAUAAUAAUAAUAAUAAUAAUGGUUUUGAAGAAUCACUUGAAGAAGAUGCAGAUACUGAAGAUUAUGUUAUUACUAGGAUUUUAAAUUUUUUCUUUUUAAUAUUAAUUAAAACCAAAGGUGUUAAAAUUGAUCAAGUUAGAUAUGUCCAUAAUUUAUUAAGUGAAUACUCAAUUACAAUUGAUCAUGGUAUAUGUCAUGUUUUCUUUUAUCUUAAUAUUAGAUCUCCAAAAUUUUCAAAGUAUAUUAUCAAUUUACCUGGUAUAAAAGUUUUUAUUGAUAUUUUUAAUCGUGGAGUUUUAAAUGGUAGUGAGUUUAGUGGUAAUAAUAGCACUCACACUGUUUUUGGUGUUAAUUUAUUUAAAUGUUUUAAUUUAAAUGAUUUCUCAUUUGAUUAUGUAAUUGGGGAAAAUGAAAACCAUGAAAAAGUUGGCUCAUUCCUUGACAUUUUAAAUAAAUUAAUUGAAUCAUUUUCAAUUAAUUUAUAUAACCAUGCUUUUUCAAAUAAUUCAAAAACUUCUCUAAAAUCUGAUUAUUUCCACGACCAAUUCAAUUAUGAUUUACAAUUCCUUUUAGAAAUUAGAAGAGUUGAUUCAUUCUUUAAAUAUUUACAAUGGAUACAAUUAAAUUGUCAACAUUAUCAAAAUAUUAGAAAUGAACAAUUCACUUAUAAUUCACCAUUUCAUUUAAAGAAACCUACUAAAAAUGAUCAAUUUGGUUCAUCAUCACCACCACCACCAUCUCAUUCAACAUUUUCAACUCAAUGGAAUAAUGAUGAUGAUGAUAAUAAUAAAUUAAUAUUUUUUAAACCAUUAAAUACUAUUAAUCAAUUUAAAUUAUCAAAAGAUGUUUUAUAUUAUUCAUGUAAAAUAAUGAAAAUUGAAGAAAUUAAGAAAUUAAUUGAAUUAAACUAUUAUUCAAACAAUUUCAUUGAUAUCUUAUUUCAAAAUUCACUACUUUGUCAUAAAUUUGAAAUUUCAAGAUACCUAUUGGAUAAUUUCAAUGGGAAUAUUCAACUCAGUAAUAGUAUUAUUGGUUUUUACCGAGGAGAAGAAAUCUAUAGCAACUAUAGAAAUCUAAAGUUCAUGCACGAAAAUUACCAUGAUUUAAUUUCAAAUAAUCACGUUUUUGGACCCACUCUAGCUUUUCAUUCUAUGGAUUCAAAAUUCAAUAUUGAAUUUAUGAAUCAUUUAAUUUAUGAAGUAUCAAGAUAUAAUCAUUUUUAUUCAACAAUAAUUAAUGGUGAUAAUCUUAAUUCAAAAAUCGACAUAUUCAAAGAAUUAAUCCCAGGAAUUUAUAAUACUAUUAAUCGAUCACAUGAAGAAGUAUUAAAUGAAGAAAAUGAGUAUGCUGAUAAUAGUGAAGAAGAAGAAGAACAAGAAGAAGAAAUUGAUGAUAAAAAUGGUAAUAAUAAUAAUGAUAAUGAAGAAGAUGAAAAUGCUCAUAAUCAUAAUAAUGAUAAUAAUGAAGAUAUAGAAUUUAAUGAUGACGAUGAUAAUAAUAAUGAAGAUAUAGAAUUUUAUGAUGGUGAUGACGAUAAUAGUGAUGAUGAUGAAAUGGAAAUUGAUGAUUCUAGAAGAUUACCAUUAGAGAUGUUUUUCAUUCAACCAAAUAUUCAACAAAUUUUGAAAUCAUUAGUUGAUCAACAUUUAAAUUCAUUAAUUUCAAAAAGAAAAAAUCAUUUAUUUAAAAGUUCAUUUAUUAGAGGUGAUGUUGAACUAUGUGAUCUAAUUUUAUCAUACUAUCCAAAACAAUUUAAAAUCACCACUGAUGCAAUUUCUGGCGCUUUUUAUCAAAACUCAACUCAUAUCAUAAACUAUUACCUUAACAUUGAAAAUUGUAAUAAUUUAAAUAACAAUUUCAUUAAUGAUAAAGAUUUACAAACUUACUUGCAGAAUAAAUCUAAAAAAAGUAAUAUCUAUUUUUUAAAAAAAAAAUAA